ACAGAGUGUACUCAGCCCUCUGUCGCCGUACCGUCUGCGCCCCCGCAGACCACCGUCUCCCCUCCUUCCCCGCCACGACUACCGACGCGACGAGCCAUUUACUCUGCUCGUUACAACUAGCAGCUUGUGACUCGCGAGGACGUUGUGUCCUCUCUUCUGGACUUGAGCAUGCUCCAGGCUCGUCAGGAGCGACUCACCCCCCAUGUCGCUGCACUGCGUCGCCUUCUCACCAUCCUCUCUGACCCUGAUCGCACCCUCCCGAUCAUCCCAGUACGACUCGGGACCUCCACGAGGGUGUACUCAGCGUUGUGGGAUUCCCGUUCUCAGGGCGACUUCAUUCACCCACGCGUGGUGAAAGAAGCCCGCUUACCCACGACAAGGUCUCCGACUCCCAUCUCCGUUACCUUAGGGGAUGACAAGACCCAGCGCUUCUUCGAUCAGACGGUCACUGACCUCCCUUUCUUCCUCACUCUCGAGCCGACUGAUCGUUCCCCGGCGUCUCGUCGCCACCGCUCCUCUGCACAUUUCGAUGUGAUGGAAACGGGGUACGACUUCAUUCUCGGCACUCCGUGGUCUCGUCGGUUCCGCAGCACCGAGGCCGAUUGGGCGACCAACACUCUCGUUCUCAAAACGAAGUGUGGACAGACGUAUCGCGUACCUUUCAUAGGUACCACCGCGACACCACGCCCCGAUCCUCCUCCCCCGGAGCCUUUCGUGCCCACACCAUCUCCUUCUAUCACUGUCACCUCGCCUCGACAGUUCGCUCACUUCAUCCGACAGGACGACGUCACCUUCUUUAUGGUGAACGUGACGGAUCUCUUACACUAUGACCCCCCCUGUCCUGACGCCGAGCUCAUCCCUCUGGAGCCAGACCCUCCUUCCAUCUCCAUGGCUCCCAUCUCUAGUUUCAUCUCUCCGCCGUCCGUCGAGUCCACCCCGCCGCCGCGCGCUGACGCCGACGCUGAGGAACUCACACGAUAUACGGCCGACUUGGAGUCCGCAGUUUGUGACCUCAUUCGAGAGUACCACGACGUUUUUCCAUCGUCGUUCUCGUAUGCCGGCAUGAUGCGUGACGUCGAGCACUCCAUCCAGCUUGUGCCUGACUAUCGUGUCCACCACCAGGCACCCUAUAGACGCUCGAUCCCCGAGGCCACCGAACUCAAGCGUCACCUUGAGGAGCUCCUGAGACAGGGUUUCAUUAAGCCCAGCAACUCCCCGUGGGGUGCACCCGUCCUCUUUGCUCGCAAAGCGGAUGAAACUCUUCGUCUCUGCAUCGACUACCGCCGUCUCAGCCGCUUCACGGUUAAGAACAACUACCCCAUGCCUCGUUCCGAUGAGCUGUUCGACCGCCUAGUAGGCUACCGCUUCUUUACGAAGAUUGAUCUUCGUAGCGGUUACCAUCAGAUCUGCGUCGCUGCAGCCGACCAGCCGAAGACAACGUUCCGAUCGCGCUUCGGCCACUACGAGUUUACAGUGAUGCCAUUCGGCCUCACCAACGCACCCGCCACCUUCCAGAGGGCGAUGAACGACAUCUUCAGGGACAUCCUGGAGCAGUACGUUCUCGUCUACCUCGAUGACAUCCUGGUCUACAGUCGUACCCUUGAGGAGCACCUCAGACACCUCCGCGACGUCCUUGACCGCUUGCGCAGACAUGGCUUCUACGCUAAGCUGAGCAAGUGCCGCUUUGCCUAGCACAAAGUGGAUUUCUUAAGACACUACGUGUCUGACCAGGGUCUCCACAUGGA
Chara braunii is the source of this 1745-nucleotide messenger RNA. NCBI's taxonomy places the organism in Eukaryota, Viridiplantae, Streptophyta, Charophyceae, Charales, Characeae. The record is from the annotation of a GenBank genome assembly.